Molecule: messenger RNA, 2308 nt
Organism: Acipenser ruthenus (sterlet)
Lineage: Eukaryota; Metazoa; Chordata; Actinopteri; Acipenseriformes; Acipenseridae
Product: DNA/RNA-binding protein KIN17-like
Exons: 13
Coding region: 157-1323 (388 amino acids)
Biological process (GO): DNA damage response; DNA replication
Cellular component (GO): nucleus
Molecular function (GO): double-stranded DNA binding
Source: RefSeq, a predicted model, not a curated record
UUCAACGGCGAACACAGAAACUAAUGAGAUUUUACGCAAAGGUCCUCAUUUUAGAUGACGUAGACGUCAAUAUUAACAAGUGUGAGCGGUGUUAAGGUUUUCUGAGAGCAGACUUUUUGUAGUUUGUUUUAUUAUUGUGUUUCAAAGUGAAAGAAAAUGGGGAAAGCGGAAUUCCUAUCUCCAAAAGCCAUCGGCAACAGGAUAAAAUCUAAAGGGUUACAGAAAUUAAGAUGGUAUUGUCAGAUGUGUCAGAAACAGUGUAGAGAUGAGAAUGGGUUCAAGUGCCACUGCAUGGCCGAAUCUCACCAGAGACAACUAUUGCUUGCUUCAGAGAAUCCUGACCAGUUUAUGGACUACUUUUCAGAGGAGUUCAAGAAUGAAUUUUUAGAGCUGAUUAGAAGAAGAUUUGGAACAAAGAGGGUACACAACAAUAUUGUGUAUAACGAGUACAUCAGUGACAGAGAACAUGUCCAUAUGAAUUCUACACAGUGGGAAACACUGACGGAUUUCACUAAAUGGUUGGGCAAAGAAGGUUACUGUAAAGUGGAUGAAACACCCAAGGGUUGGUACGUACAGUAUAUAGACAGGGACCCCGAGACCAUUGCAAGGCAGCAAGAACUUGAGAAAAAGAAAAAACAGGACUUGGAUGAUGAAGAGAGGAGUGCAAAAUUCAUCGAGGAGCAAGUUCGGAGAGGAAAGGAAGGAAAAGAAGGGGAAACAUCAUUUUUCACAGAAUUAAAAAGAGAAAACGAAGAAGAAAAAGUUGCAUUCAGUUUAAACAAGGGACCAAGUACAUCCGCUGCAACUUCUUCAAAGUCAAGUACUUCUCUUGGUCCCAGUGCACUGCAGGCUGCAACUGCAUCAGUGAAACGAAAGGAAGCGAGCCACAGUUCUGAGUCUAAGGAAAAAAAGAAGAAAUCUGCCCUGGAUGAAAUCAUAGAAAUGGAAGAACAAAAAAAGAAAACAUCCAGGACAGACUAUUGGCUGCAUCCUAAUAUUGUUGUGAAAGUAUUAACCAAGAGGCUGGGUGAUAACUAUUACAAGAAGAAAGGACUAAUAAAGGAUGUCCAGGAGAAGUACACAGCGAUUAUAAAGAUGGUGGAUUCUGGUGACAAACUGAAAAUUGAUCAGGCUCAUCUGGAGACGGUCAUUCCAGCACCAGGAAAACGAGUACUGGUGUUAAAUGGUGCUUUCAGGGGAAGUGAAGCCAUCCUCGAUUCUAUAGAUGAAAAGAAGUUUACUGCCUUAAUAACUCUUGAUUCUGGGCGCCUAAAAGGACGGAAAGUUGAUGUCCCGUAUGAAGAUAUUUCCAAGCUGGCUUGACUAAUAAGUUUCACAUAUUUUCUGAAAGACCUAGACACCAUGUUGCUAUCUUAGCUUUUCAGGACAAUAAACUCUACUAUGUCAGGGUUAUCCUUAUUUUAACUGAAUAAUGCUUAAAAUUGAACUCUUAAAAGUUUAAUUUUUCUGUUAUCACUAUGUAAAAUUUUCCCAUGUGUUAUACCGCAAUACAGAUCUGUAUUGCUUGUGACAUGAAAAAGAAUAGUGCUUUAUUUACAUUUCUCAUAUAUUAGUUUUUUUCCCCAAAUACUUAAUGAAAUGUUUUCUGUCGCCUACUCAAUGGUGUUUGGGUUACAAAUAGUCAAGAUCCGAAUCUUUGAUUAAAAUGUUUUCUGAUUUAAUAUAAUUCUUGCACUUCAGCUCCUCCUUUUCUGCCAUAGCCUCAGUUCAGAGCACUGCACCAACCCUUAUUUCAUAUUCCAUGUAUUUCUUGAGAAAUUAAUACAUAUUUCAAAUUGUUCUAGUACUAGUUGCUGAUGUUUAUUUGAUUUAUUCUAAGUUUGACUUUCGUCUGGUCGAUAUUGUGUGGGUGCAAAAGUUUUCACCAGUCUUGUUAUGUUCUUUAAAGAGUUAUAGCUAACAAAUCUAGUAUGGUACCAGAUAUAAUUUUAUGAAAAUAAAAAUGCAUGUUUUCUGUAACAUGCGCAUAUAGGACCUUUGCUAUGACCCCUUAAUAUAAUAUAUACUGGAAUCCCUCAAAGUCGUCCCAGAAGACACAUGGCCCCUCUAUACAGCUGGUCAAUAAUGUUGGGUUUGACUGUAUGUUCCAAUAGAUAACUUCUAUUACUUAAAGGGAUCCUAAUCACUCAAUCCAAACAUACACAUUGUAGAGGUAAGUUGAGAAAAAAAUUCAAACCAGAGACAGUAUAUCUUGUAUUAAACUAUAAAUUGCAUAAUACAAUCUAUAUAUUUUAAACCAACUUUCAAAAAUAUAAUAUUGUUGAAUCAGGUUUGGAAUGAACUGAGG